Sapajus apella (tufted capuchin) is the source of this 2132-nucleotide messenger RNA. RefSeq names its product calcineurin like phosphoesterase domain containing 1 (gene CPPED1). The transcript has 4 exons. The record is from RefSeq and is a predicted model, not a curated record. The coding region runs from base 235 to 1179 and encodes 314 amino acids. NCBI's taxonomy places the organism in Eukaryota, Metazoa, Chordata, Mammalia, Primates, Cebidae. Gene Ontology annotation, molecular function: hydrolase activity.
GUCUCCACUCGCCAGGCCCGCAGGUCGAUCCCUGAGGGGCAGCUCGCGCCUCCGCCCCGCCCAGGCAGCACUAGCGGCACCCCGAGCGGCAGGCCCCACCCGGUCCCUCCCCGGUUCCGCCCCGAGAGCAAAGGGCGCUGCCCAAAGCGUGGCAGAUCUAGCCGUUGGCCUGUGUGAAGUCGCGCGGCUCCCACCCACGCAGUGUUGUGAGUGAAGCCCGGAAAGUUGAUCACCAUGUCAACUGCAGAGGCGGGGGGUGUUUUCCACAGAGCCCGGAGCAGGACCCUGGACGCGUUUCCUGCAGAAAAGGAAGGGGAAUGGAAAGGCCCAUUCUACUUCAUCCUGGGUGCAGACCCACAGUUUGGGCUGAUGAAGGCCUGGUCCACUGGGGACUGUGACAAUGGUGGUGACGAAUGGGGACAGGAGAUCCGUCUCACUGAGCAAGCUGUCCAGGCCAUCAACAAGCUGAACCCCAAACCCAGAUUCUUCGUCCUGUGUGGCGACCUCAUCCACGCCAUGCCCGGGAAGCCGUGGCGGAAGGAGCAGACAGAGGACCUACAGCGAGUGCUCAGGACCGUGGACAGGGCCAUCCCACUGGUCCUCGUCAGUGGCAACCAUGAUAUUGGCAACGUCCCCACAGCUGAGACCGUCGAGGAGUUCUGCCAGACUUGGGGAGAUGACUACUUUAGCUUCUGGGUCGGAGGUGUGCUGUUCCUGGUCCUCAACUCCCAGUUCUACGAGAACCCCUCCAAAUGCCCCGGCCUGAAGCAGGCACAGGACCAGUGGCUGGAUGAGCAGCUGAGUAUCGCGAGGCAGCGGAACUGCCGGCACGCCAUCGUCUUCCAGCACAUCCCUCUGUUCCUGGAGAGCAUCGACGAGGAUGACGACUGCUACUUCAACCUCAGCAAGCCCGCUCGGAAGAGGUUGGCAGACAAGUUCAUCCACGCAGGUGUCAAAGCCGUGUUCUCAGGCCACUACCACAGGAAUGCUGGGGGCACCUACCAGAACCUCGACAUGGUGGUGUCAUCUGCCAUCGGAUGCCAGCUAGGCCUAGACCCCCAUGGGCUCCGAGUCGUGGUGGUCACUGCCGACAAAAUUGUUCACCGAUACUACAGUCUGGAUGAGCUGAGUGAGAAAGGAAUAGAAGACGAUCUCAUGGAUUUGAUAAAGAAAAAAUGACGGUCUUUACUGUUUGGUUCACUUUUUACUUGCACUUUUUUUUUAUUUUCUGCCAGAAACAGCAACUGCACACAACCUCUUGCUGAAAUACAAAAAUAACCCAGGCAGGUUUGUGAAUUUCUGUCCUUCUGCAUAAAUCAGAGAGCUGGUGCCCUAUCCUGAAUUAUAUUCAAAAUAGAACUUCAUUUCCUUUAAAAUGGAGCAAGAGAGCCUGGAAAUAGGUUUUAAAAAUGAUAUUAGACUAUCUCUGCAUGGAUGUUUGAAUAAAUUCUCCUAAUGCUAUGUUUCCCAACUCCACUUUUGAAUGGAAUUGUUUUCUGGUUGGCAUACGAUCAAAGCCUAUCAACCUCCAUUCCUAUCAGAUAUCCAAGUAUGAUUUUUGAUAAUUCCUUAAACAAACUAUACCUGAUUAUAUUAAAUUGUGGUUAUGAUUCCCAAAAUGCUGGGCAAAACAAACUUCAUCUCCUUUCCUUCCCAGCAGAAUGAACAGCUGUAUUCCUUAUUACGAGAGCCAUGCACACUUAGGUAAACAAGGAGCCAAGUAGCCACCUUUUGCUGUUAAAUUCUGAGACUUCUGUUAUUGCUGAUGAUAGGAACAGAAUGCAGCUGAUAUAGCCCAGAACUUAAAUUUGCCUUCCUGGGUGCCUAGGAAAGUCACCUUUGCACAUAAAUUGGCCAUUUAUGAAAAUCUCUUCCCUAGAGACUGAAACCGCAACUCUAAAACGCCCCUUCUCCAGUCGCUGGGCAGCACAUUCCGAAUUUGUUCACAUCCACAUUCUGGCUCUGUAGCCACUUUGCGGAUAGUUGGUCUCAUGGGAUCAUAAUCCCCCUUCAUUUGUGAGACUCUUAAUUGUGUCCACUUUGACAGAAAAAGUGGAAAUGUAUGCUGAGCUCUCAGAAGAAACAAAGCAGUUUAGGUCUUCGUGGAGAAAUAGAAAAAAAAAGAAAGAAAG